Messenger RNA from Schistosoma guineensis, 363 nucleotides. The record is from the annotation of a GenBank genome assembly. Lineage: Eukaryota; Metazoa; Platyhelminthes; Trematoda; Strigeidida; Schistosomatidae.
AUGAGUCAGGAUGUAAAACGAGGUCGAAAAAUCCUUUUAUUUAAAACGCCUUUCCGCGUACUCGAUUAUAGAGUCCUUCUUAUGACUCUCAGUGAGCCUUCAUUCAAAACCAAAGAUGAAGCUAAAGACUUCUUGAAGUGUUUGUGCAAUCAAGAACUUACUGUCCACGUAUCGGAUGGUCGAAGAUAUAUUGGAAGCUUUUGGUGCACAGAUAAUGUUGGAAAUAUUGUAAUGGGUUCGUGUACAGAGUAUCCGGCACCUGAUUCAGCAUCCGACAAUUCGCUAAGAGAUUUCACCACUGUUGUUAUCCCUGGACAGCACAUAAUAAAAAUUGAAUGUGAUAGUCGUUUGCUAACAAAUUGA